AUGUUGGACCUAGUGAUCCUGGAGCAGCUCCUGGCCCUUCUGCCCCUGCAGAUGGAGAGCUGGGUCCGGGAGUGUGGAGCAGACACUAGUUCCCAGGCUGUGGCCCUAGCAGAAGGCUUCCUCUUAAGCCAGGCAGAGGAGGAGAAGCAGGAAGAACUACAGGUCCAGGGAGGCUUCUUGCAGACCACCGUGGAAAAUCCAGAGGAAGGAAGGGAGCUCCUUCUCAGGGCCAUCUCCAGGGAAGAUCAGCGUUGUGACACUUCCGCAGAUAGUGGGAUGAUGUCAAUGGCGUUUGUAGGAUCUGCCCCUUUUUCUACCAUCUUUGAAAGAGCAGGUGGAACUCCAAGUCAGGGUCUCAUAUCCUUCGAGGAAGUGGCUGUGUAUUUCUCUGAGGAGGAAUGGUCCCACCUGGAUGCUGACCAGAAAGCCCUCUAUGGGGAGAUCAUGCUGGAGAAUUCAAGGACUGUAGCCUCUCUGGACUUUCUCACCGAGCAAAAGCAUCGAGAAAUAAAGAAGAGAAAAUGGGUGGGGAAAAGCUUGAAAACCUGUAAAGACAGAUUUGACUUAAGCAAACCUUACAGGAGCAUUUCGAUGGAAGAAAAAUAUCCCUGCAGGGAGGUGAAAAAAUAUUCAAAUUGGACUUUCUCUACACAUGAAAACAUCACUGUGGAAGAAAAGCUAUAUAGGUGCGGGGAAUGUGGAGAAAGCUUCGGCGGCAGCAGUUCCCUGAUUUCCCACAAAAUAACCCACAUGGGAGUGAAACCCUACAAAUGCACGGAGUGUGGAAAGAGCUUCAGAAAACGCAGUUACCUUACUUGUCACCGAAGGAUCCACACGGGGGAGAAACCCUUCAAAUGCACGGAGUGCGGGAAGAGCUUCAGCAAGAACAGUUCGCUUACUUACCAUAAAAGGAUCCACACGGGGGAGAAGCCAUUUAAAUGUGUUGAGUGUGAAAAGACCUUCAGCAAGAACAGUUCUCUGACUUCCCAUGCCAGGAGCCAUUCAGGCGAGAAGCCGUAUCGUUGCCUGGAGUGCGGAAAGAGCUUCCGAUGGCACAGUCAGCUGACUUCCCAUAAAAGGAUCCACACAGGAGAAAAACCCUACGAAUGCACGGAUUGUGGGAAGAGCUUCAACACAAGCAGCAGCCUGACUUCCCACAGGAGGCGCCACUCUGGCGAGAAACCGUACGAAUGUCCAGAGUGUGGGAAGAGCUUUCGGGGAAGCAGUGCCUUCACUUCUCACAAAAGGAUCCACACAGGGGAGAAGCCGUACAAAUGCACGGAGUGUGGGAAAAUAUUCCGAAAGAGCAGUUCCCUCACUUCCCAUAGAAGUAUCCACACAGGGGAGAAACCAUACAAAUGCUUGGAAUGUGGAAAGAACUUCCGGGAAAAUGGUUCCCUGACUUCCCACAAAAGGAUUCAUCGAGGGGAGAAACCCUAUCAAUGCACGGAAUGCGGGAAGAGCUUUAGCCAAAGUGGUAACCUGAUUUCCCAUAGAAGGAGCCACUCGGGAGAGAAACCGUAUAAGUGUAUGGAAUGUGGAGAGAGCUUUAUGUGGAACAGUCAGCUUACUUCUCACAGAAGUAUCCACACAGGGGAGAAACCAUAUAAAUGUGCGGACUGUGGGAAGAGCUUCAGCGACAUCAGUCACCUGACUUCUCACAAAAGGAUCCAUACGGGGGAGAAACCAUAUAAAUGUGCGGCGUGUGGAAAGAGCUUCAGCCAAAACAGUUCCCUGAUUCUACAUGAGAGGAUUCACACGGGGGAGAAACCAUAUAAAUGCGCGGAGUGUGGAAAGAGCUUCCGUGAAAAGAGAUCUCUUCAUUCCCACAAGCUGAUCCACACUGGGGAGAAACCGUAUAAAUGCAUGGAGUGUGGAAAGCACUUCCGUGAAAAAAGAUCUCUUCGUUCUCAUAAACUGAUCCACACAGGGGAGAAACCGUAUAAACCCUUAGACCGUAGGAACUGCUUCAGGAAGAGCAAUUCCUUUAUUUCCCAUCAAAAUAUCCACUCGGAUGAGAAUUCAUAG
Protobothrops mucrosquamatus (brown spotted pit viper) is the source of this 2028-nucleotide messenger RNA. RefSeq names its product zinc finger protein 345-like. Bases 1 to 2028 code for a protein of 675 amino acids. The transcript has 5 exons. NCBI's taxonomy places the organism in Eukaryota, Metazoa, Chordata, Lepidosauria, Squamata, Viperidae. Gene Ontology annotation, molecular function: DNA-binding transcription factor activity; RNA polymerase II cis-regulatory region sequence-specific DNA binding. The record is from RefSeq and is a predicted model, not a curated record. Gene Ontology annotation, biological process: regulation of transcription by RNA polymerase II.